AAAAAAAAAAAAGUCGUGCAAAAAUAUUGUCGCUGCACAACCUCUCAAAUACUAUCCAGGGGAUUUUAGCGGCGCUGACCACCCCAAACAGAGCCAUUUUUAGACGUUUACUGCUGACGUUUACAGAGGCUUCAAAUAGCUUCCGUUUUACUCUGGUAGUGAUUGGACUGUUUCUGUGAGCUAACACACAUAUUGGGGGGGUUGAACAAGUCCCGACACUCUACACUACUUCAAUGGAGGAACAGCCCAAAGAUCGGGCACAAGACAGGCAAUACCACCACCAACACCAACACCACCACCACCACCGAGGAGGAGAGGACAGAAACUCUACUACAACUUGUCUAAAAAAUGAUCAGAGCCACUUCCACCAGCGCCAGCAUCAGGAAACGCAGACGAAGAAAACAGGCAAUAAAAAAGUAAACAUCAGUGAGGAAGACGGGGAGAAGAGUCCACAUCUGUCUGAUACUGUUGGUAUGUCGCAUCCCCCCAACAGCAAUGGUAACAGACACACGAGUAACACAAAUGUGAAGCAGAAGUCAACACAAAAGCUGUACACGACUGUUCCAAAAGCGAGCAGCAAAGGACUGGACUAUAAGAAGAAUAUGGACCUUAAAAAUGACAAAGAAAAGGCCCUGGAUUUGAAUCAUCAUGAGGCCCAACCUCUGGAUAAGAAAGACUCUGUGUUGUUUCAAAAUGGCGUUGUAAACUGUGGCUUAAUUACAAAUGGCUAUUCGAGCAAGGACAAUGAUGGCAGCGGCUCCGAAGGUGGAUAUACUACUCCGAAAAAACGCAAGGCCAGAUGUAACAACACCAAGAACACUGAUAAUGUGAUUAGAGAAAAGGAGAAAGACAUGCAGCAGGGCAACACUACACAGGAGCAUGGGGCUUUUAAUGUCGAGGCGGCUGAGAAGGGAGUGACUUCCAGACUUGACGGCUUUCGAGCCGCCCAUAAAGCAGAAGCUCAGUCAGCAACAAGACGGGCCGUUGCGUCAGAUGCUUCGGCGAGCGAAUCUCAGAGGAAAAACUCUGAUGGCAAAACAGUUGGCACCUUUGGUAAAAAGACUGAGGAGAGGCACAAAGCCAAGCUUUCCUCACCUUCAAAAGAGGACUCGUGGACUUUGUUCAAGCCACCUCCAGUAUUUCCUGUGGACAAUAGCAGUGCUAAAAUUGUUCCCAAGAUCAGUUAUGCAAGUAAAGUAAAAGAAAACCUCAACAAAGUAGCUCAAGGUGGAGGAGAAGCACUGCCUCCUCCUGUUAGACUGUCACAGGUCCCUAUGUCUGCUAUGAAAACUAUCACCUCAGCUAGCUUUACUAAUGGUCCUGUUUCUGGAAAUGGAAACGGCUGCCCAGUGGGUACCUUCUUUGCUCCUGCUGCUAGUAGUAUUCCACCAGCCCCAUCUAUCCCAAGUGGCGAUAAUGUAGCAUCUCCUUUGGAAAGUAACUGUAGCUCUACAACUAGUCCCGUAGAUGGAGAAGCAUAUGAGCUUAGAAAGUGUACUCUUUUAAUUUACCCUUUAAAUAUGCAACCUGUGCUCCCUAGUGCUCGCCACCUUGACCCGCCGGCUGCUCAUACAAAUCAGAAAGCCUUGGGAGAUAUCUUCCAGAAUCAGUGGGGGCUUUCCUUCAUCAAUGAGCCCAACUUGGGGCCAGAAGGAGGAUGUGGCCAGGUGCCUGCAGAGGACAAGACUACUGUGGUCACACCUCAAAGCGAGUGUCAGGCUGUCGCAGCCAAGGCUGCCCAGCCGUGCUUUGAUGUUAGCCCAUCAUUCUUAGAGCCUGGCACUUUGGCUCCAGAGCCCGAGAAAAGGACUUGUGCCCCUUGCAGUGUGUCUAAUGCUUGUUCUCCUGCUUGUGCGACGAGCGAGGAGGAGAACAAGCUGCAGCCAUGUGGCCAGGAAAAGACGAAAGCUGAGGGCAAGGGUGCAGGUUCUGCUGCGUCAGCCCCCAGUAAAGACAACGGUGCUAAGCCUGCACAGGGCCAGCUAACCACUUUGUUGUUUGGCUCAUCUAAAGAACAGGCCCACUCUAAAGACAUUGGCAGAAGGUGUAGCUGGGGGUCCUUUGACAUUAAAGCUGCUGUCACUUAUCACACUAAAGAAAUGGAAUUCAUUUUCAACUUGCAAAAACAAGAUCCAAAAAGAGUAGUGGUUUAUGAUGAGACCAAGGACGGACCUGAUCAGUGAGGUAGAUGGUCUACAGUACUUACCUUCUUCACUUCUGGGUGCUGCAGUUCUCUACCUUGGAAAUCAUAAAUCCCAUUGGACUGAUAAAGUGACAACUGUGAAAACAUUGAUAGUAUAGCAUGACAGAUUUUCCUUGGAGUCUCGGGUGGAAUAACAACAGACUUCUUUGGGGGCGUCAGACAAACGCGCGCGCGCAUACACACACACACACACACACACACACACACACACACACACACAUACUCUGGAGGGACGUAAGAGGAGUCGAUCGGUGCCUCUCCAACAUGAUAACUGGACACUUGCAACUUUGGAGCUGUGGUUAGUCGUUUGUCUCACGGCUCUUUAGGAUGAUGUUUGGGAGUUCAACAAAAGGAAGGUGUUAUGGAUUGCACCUCCCUAAGCCUUUAUCCUGUUGAACUGCGGCAUCCGUCAGUCUGACUAUGGGAUGCCUCAGUCGUUUUUUUUUUUUCUUCACGCGUUCAAAUGAGUUCAUUGUAGAUAUGUUAGACAUUAUACAUACACAUCUGUGUGCAAGCUUGAAUUAAUCGUGCAAGAAAGGAGAACACACUUUGCAAAGAAUGCCUUGAAGUUUCGGACUAAAGAUCUUUUUUUUUUUUUUUGGAGUCCUGUUAAACUGUAAGUUGAGCAGAAGCUCGGCAGGUGAGGUGCCCAUCCAGGAAGGGAGAACCUUGUCUUAAAUCCUUUAUAGGGGAAAUCAGAGCCUGGAAAUUAAAUGCUUGCUUUUUAUUUUGUUGUCUUUUUGUUUUAUUAUUUUUGCUUUAUUUUUAUUUUGUCUGACCUAACAUGAGUGUUAUCCGCACUGCAGUGUGAACGCCCCUCCCUUCCCCUUCAGAGCACAGGUACAGAAGUGCCCCAUUUGAAGGAAAUCUGCGCCCCUUCAUUUUAUUGUUCAUUACAGGUGUGCUAAAGAUUUUAAAAAUCAGGUCUCCGUGAAAGGCAAAACCUUUUAAACCUAAAGCUUUUCAUACAUUUCAUGCAGAUCGUUAUGAGGUCAGUGCAGUCUCUUCUGAAACUCAGAUUCAUAUACGCUCUAAGAUAUGGUAACUGAGUGACUAACUGUUAAGCAAAGAGACAUUUGUACCGAUAGGUAUCCUGCGUUUUGUGCUAUUUGUUCGGCAGCAAGACUCAGGAUGUCCAUGCAGAUUAUUUUGCCUGCGUUUCUGUGUUUUUAAAAAAAGAAGAAAAACGAGAGAACUGUUCUAUUUCCUGUCGUCAAAGGAACACGUGUUGCAUUUUUACGGCUUAGAUUUUUUGUUGUUUUCUGACUCGGCAUCGGGUCUUUUUUACUUUUCUGUCUUAUGGCAUUGUACUUCCUGCAUGUUUACUGGUGGAAAUGAACGAGGCAGAGGUCACUGUUCAUCGCCACACAAAGAUAACAGUAACAACAACAAACAACAAUCGCAAUACUAAUCUAGGCCCCCUCCCGCCGCCACAUCCCCCCCAAACGACUAGCCACUUUUGUCAAACUGUGUUGAAAUGUGAAGAUGAGUUGUACUAUUAUGUUUUACUGUGGAUAACAUUUUACAUUUUUGCGAAACCAGUGUGCAAUAACACCGUGUGAUCCAUACAAUGUGUGAAAUGGGUUAUAUGGAGCUACAAAAUCAUCACCCCAAGAUGCUGGUGUGUGGCCUGCAGUUCAUUUGUUUGUUCAAAAAAAGAAAAAAGAAAAAAAGGUGCAUGUUCAGGUUUGUUGCACAAAUUCUUGAAGUGUUUUUCUUUAUUUUUAUUUUAUUUUUUUUGCAAGAGCUCAUGUUGAAAGUUUUAAUUAAAUCUAGGGAGCCCAAUUUUUUAGUUUUUUUUGUUUGUUUGUUUUGUUUUGUUCUAACUGCUAACUGGCCAGCUGUGACAUCACUUUCAUCACCUUCUCCAAAUCAGGAUUGGUUUAUUCAACAUAACAACAAAAAGGAACCAUCCAGGUUUCUUUUCCUCUAGAAGAUAUGAUUUGGUUAAUGUGUGGAUUAAUAGCACUUUAUGUAAACUAAUUGCUUUUAUCUUUUAAUUACUAGAGAGAUCUAUAUGUACUGACAAGAAAUACUCCUUGAAAGAAUGGCUCUGGGCUGUUACUUUUCAGAAUAAAAAAAAAUAAAAAAUAAGUUGAUAAAUACAGAAUUAUUAAAUGUAACUCAGGUAGUGUUGAUAAAGCCAUGACUAUGUUAAAUUUUUCUUUUCUUUUUUUUUUUUUGCCAUAUGGCCCCCUGUCAUGUAAUUGGAAAUGUUGAAUUGGAGUCCUAUUAUAUAGAGUCUUAUAUGAUGAUGUGACAAAACACCAAAUAAUUACAUGUGAGGAAAUAACUGUCACGGUAUGCGAGGAGGUGCGGUCAUCGAUCAUUUCGGGCUCUAAAGUUUCAUGUCCCCCUUUUUAGAUAUAUUAAAAAAAAAAAGAAGCACAUUGCUCCAUGCGUUUUCUAUCUAUACUAGACUGUAAUCUUCUUCUUGAUGGUUGAUUUUUCUCCCUUGUGUGUUCAUAGUGAAGCACCUCUUGAUUUAUUAUCGCUGAACAGUCAGUGAUGUUUCCAAGGGGGGUUGCUACGAGCUUUCUUUUCCCCAGUACACUUCUUUCCGCCGCGUCCUGAUUAGGCAACGCCGUUCUCUCCUGUGCAGAGAGAGGGGAAGUCGUAGCUGCAGCCGGUUGUCUUCACAUUCAACUUCCAUGUCUAAUCUCAGUCAGCUCUCUGGUAUUUAAAAAAAAAAAAAAAAAAAAAAAAAAGCUUUUGUUUUUGGCUUCCAUUGUACAGCGUGUGAUGGAUGAGUGUAUUAUCAUGCGCUUAGCCUCCUGAAUAAGAACAAUUGUGCCGACGAGGACGCCGGGGGGUACUCACGGAGAUAUUGCCCAUUAGCAUUUAGGCUUUUAUGUCUUUCUGUGCUCGUGGCAAUUGACAUUUAAUCUGUCAAAGUUACGCAAAACUCACAAUUUAAUUUCUUCCAAUCGCUCCAUAAUCCAUAGACGAAGUCACAUAUUCAGGUUCCUGUAUGGUAAAUGCCAAAUUGUUCAGGCUUGAAAGCAUUAUCAGUGGACAGUGAUGCAUCUAUAGGCUUCUAAAUGUAAAACAGGGUGAUCAAAAUGAGUAGUAUGUGAUGUUACUGUAGUCUUAUGACCUUUUUUAAAAAUCUUCUUUUUGUCUUGUUUGUGUGAGGAUGGUCCUGUACAGGGAAAUCAAGAGAAUCUCCCAUCCUCCUACCCCAAGGCUCGUCUUUUUCAAGCACUUAAUACAGCAAAAAGGCUAUGUUGAAUAUGCAUUUAUAAAGAUAGAACUAUUAUUUAGCACUGUAGCCUGCAAACCAAAAACUGGUUCUUGAAGCUGAGUAGAUGGUUAAUCAGUGAUUAUUUUUAUUUCUUUGGUUAAGAGGAGGUUUGAGUGGUUUGACUGUUGGGACAGAAACGCCUGAUCAUGUGGAGUUUAUAUCUCCACCGCCCCCCCUCAGGAUGUGCAAUCACCUCAAGGAUGCUGAUGCAGGCUUCCAGGUUGUGACUGAUGAGUUUGGCCUCGUUGUUUUAUUUUGUAGGUGUGUUCAUAGAGAGUUCUUCCUAUUAUAUGCAAGUUUCCUCGUAUAUUUCAAAAAGAAAUCCCUCCCCCCCCGCCCCGCUCCCUUUUUCCUUGUUGUUUCAUGUUCAGGUGCCUGUGUGAGGGGGGGGGGAUAAAUCUACUUUUACAGCGAUUUUGAUUGUUUAAAAUCUGCUUGCAGCGUAUAUCCGUGCCAUUUUUUUUUUUUUGUUUGUUUUAUUGUAUCAUUUGCGAUGCUGUUUAAGUUUUCUUACAGCUAAUCCUAAUUUCUUCUUUUUAAAGUGACAUGGACCCGGCUGAAACAUUUAGUCAUUUUCUGUGUUUUUUGUUUUUGUAGUUUCCUUUUUUUUUUUGAAAAUGUCAUGGCUUGUGUUCAGAAUUGUGUGACCUAAAGCCAAAAUAGGUUUGAAUGGGAACGGACGACAACCGCUUGCUGGUUUAUUAUUACUACUCAUGGCAGUCCAUUGUAAAGUUUAAUGUCUGAAGUAGCACAUAAUUGAUUUGAACUGAUUUAACAAAAAACAAAAAAAAUUGGUGUUUUAACGUGUUUAAAAAAAGAAAAAAAAACAUUUUUAUUUUUGAGUUAUAACCUAAGUUAUCCAUAGAUGCACAAGUAGGAUGAAACUAAAAGGAAUAAAUGAUACAUAAAAUCAGUAUGUUUUCAUUUUUUUUUACGAGUUUUAGAUGAUUUAGUCACUAAUUAAGGCUGAUGUACACCUAUUUCCUCCCCUAAUAGCACCAACGUUAAUAUAUUUGAAGUCUUUUCCAGCAGAUUUUAUACUUUAAUUCAUUUCAAAUAGUUGUGAUGGAGUGAUGAGCGUUGAUAUCCACUGCAUCCCAGAGUUCCUCUUAAUAUAUUUUUGUUAUUUGUAGUGAUGUUGAUCAUGUUUGUGAGGGGCGAGUGAGGUAUUAACGUGCGGUUCAACAACUCUGAAUCUGCUUUUUUUUUUUCGCCAAAGGUACACUACUCAGAGAUUCAGCUACUGAAUGGCAAAACGCACAGACCGGAGACGUUGUUGUUGUUGAUGAUGAUGUCGAUGUCAUAACCAGCUUCCUGACAUCGUGCUGGGUUUGGAGUUUUUUUUCUUUACUAGUGAAGAGAAGUCACUACUGUAGCAGCUGAAUGUCACUUUGAGCGUGUUAUUACACAGUGUGAAAGAGGAGGAGGAGGUUACAAAAAAAAAAAGAUAAAACAAAUACCGAAAGUGCUGCUUCUUCAUCCAGUAAUCAAUCGUCUGUAAUGGGAAAUGCUGGACUUGGUGUUUGUGCUCAACUUAAAAACUGUCCCUCCUUUUUUAAACUGUCAUUGCCUCUUGUGGAAAUAUUUUAAUUUAGGGGGCUUUUUUUUCUUUUCUGUUUUUAUUCAGUGACACAUCAGGGGUACACUGUUUUUUUUCUUUCUUUUGUUUCCACACAUGGGGAGUGAAGGGCAACAUGUGUCUUUACAGGAUUCAGUCACGAAAAGAGGUGAUAUGUUGUGCCGAGUCAUCUUGUUUUUGUUAUGUUUCUCUGUGUCAUCUCAAAUGGCUGUUGUACUUGUUGAUGCAUUAUUUUAUUUUUUUCUUGGUCUGCUCCUCCUCUUUUUUUUUUCUUUUUUUUUUGUUUAUCACCUUUUUUUUUCUCUCGUUCCCCCUCCACCUCACCACCUCCUCCUCUAUAAAUUUGAGGCAAUAGCAGUUCUUUUUCGUCUUAGAGGUCGACAUUUUAAGUUUUUAAGUGAGCAGUCUGAUUAUUUAAAAAAAAUAUUUUGUUGUUUUGAAUUUAACAGAAGUGUCACAUUAUGUUUUUUUGUUUGUUUUUAAAGCAUGAUAAUAACCCUCAAAUUCCAAACAAUGUAAUAGAGUCAAUAAAAAAAAAAACCCUCCAGUGUUCACAAUUUUAGUUUCCAUUAAAAUGUCAAAUUUUCAUGAAGAA
This is a messenger RNA of Larimichthys crocea (large yellow croaker), 7621 nucleotides long. It is a transcript of the gene nufip2, whose product is annotated as nuclear FMR1 interacting protein 2. The record is from RefSeq and is a predicted model, not a curated record. The coding region runs from base 234 to 2183 and encodes 649 amino acids. Gene Ontology annotation, molecular function: RNA binding. The transcript is spliced from 4 exons. Gene Ontology annotation, cellular component: cytoplasmic stress granule; nucleoplasm. Lineage: Eukaryota; Metazoa; Chordata; Actinopteri; Sciaenidae.